Messenger RNA from Abrus precatorius (Indian licorice), 797 nucleotides. RefSeq names its product protein AF-9-like. The record is from RefSeq and is a predicted model, not a curated record. The transcript has a single exon. Bases 18 to 548 code for a protein of 176 amino acids. Lineage: Eukaryota; Viridiplantae; Streptophyta; Magnoliopsida; Fabales; Fabaceae.
CAAUGUAGCCCUUCAAUAUGGCCACCCUAAAACGACCUUCGAAGGACAAAGACAUUGUUGGGAGGUUCAUGCCCGAUGGUCGUUGCAAGAAGCACCCUAAACACCGUCAAUCCCCUGGCGUAUGUUCUCUUUGUUUGAACGACAAGCUUUCUCAACUAUCUUCUUCUUCCUCUUCCUCCUCCUCCUCACGUAAAACAACCUCCACUUCUUCUUCCUCUUCUUCUUCUUUGUCCUCUUAUUACUCCUCUUCCGCUUCUUCCUGUGCUUCUCCCACGCAUGAUCCUUUCCCUUUUCCCAACGAGGCAAAGAGUGGCUCUUCCGCUUCCAUCUUUCUAUUACGUGGUGGACUCGUCAAGAGUAGGUCAAUGGCUGUUGUUCCCAGAAGAAAAGAAGGUGAAGGUGGCGUUGGUGAUGAGGAUGAUUGUAAUAACAAGAGUGUUAAGAAAAGUGGGUUUUUGUUCAAAUUGCUUCAUCCUAAAAGCAAGAGAAUGGAGGAGAAGGGAUCUAAGUUGAUUCAUACUAGGUCUCUAAUAGAAACCGUGACAUAGUGAUAAUCUUUUAUUCUUCUCUAAUUAAUUAAUUAGCAAUUCUUUCUUUCAUUUUUUUUCCCACCCUUUACAUUUUGGGUGGAUAAUAUAGUGUUACUGAUGAAUAUUAGUUCAUCUCUCCAAUUUCUUUUCUACAAAAGCAGAAAGAAAAUAGAGAUCUUGUUUUGCAUAAUCAUAUGCAUGUGUAUUUUUGUAAAUAGAUUGAUGAAUACUUUUUGGAUCGUUGGAAAGAAUAAUAUAAAACAUAUU